AUGAAGAAAGUGGUAGCAGAAACAAAAAGCAAACUACAGUUAAAGAACAUGAAACGGGAGAACACCGUGCCAAAUUCUUCAAAGAUCUUGAGGGUACAUGUAUGUGACCUCCGCCUCUUUGAUAUUCUGGAGAAUAUCAUCAAGAAGUACGAACACAAAAAGAAAAUUGUAGCUCACUUUAGGUAUAGGGACGACGGAUUCAUGGCGAUGAAGGCCACAGAAACUGAAAUAAUGCAGUUCUUUGAACUUGCAAACCUUGAGCAUAAAUACCUCAAAUUCACUUACAACAUUCACUUGAAUGAAGCUGUGUUCUUGAACACAAGAGAUCUCAAAGGCCAGAGAUUUAACCAGAUAGAAGUCUUAGACUUCGAAACUUUUAUAAAACCCAUCGAAACUUUUAUGUACCUUCAUCGCAGCAGUGCGCACCCGAAUGCUACAUUCACAGGAUUUAUCAAGGGUGAAAUCAGCAGAUGCGUGAUUACAGGAUUGAUCAAGCAGAAACAGUAUGACUGGAAGGAUUCCAAUCUAGAGUUCUUCGGGUCAAAAGAAGAGAGAGACGUCAAAAAGUCGGCCUCAUCUUGUGAAAGAGCUUGGAAAGCGGCUGGCUUAAAACCGGGAAUUCAAAUAUGGCGUAUUGUGUAUUAUUGUCUGCAUUUCAUUAAAGUAACUUCAUGGCCGGAGGAGGAUUAUGGAAAAUUCUUUGAUGGAAAUUCCUAUAUAGUUCUAAAUACCUACAAAAAGGAGGACUCUGACGCUCUGCUUUAUGAUGUUCACUUCUGGAUCGGGAAAUACAGUACGCAGGACGAGUAUGCCACUGCUGCAUACAAGACAGUGGAACUAGACACAUAUUUAGAUGACGCCCCUGUCCAGCACAGAGAAGUUCAAGGUCACGAGUCAAAGCUCUUCAAGACUUACUUCAACGCAAUAACAUACAUGCAUGGUGGGGCAGAGAGCGGAUUUCGUCGAGUGAAGCCAGAACAGUACAAACCCAGAUUAUUCCAUUUCCAUGGUGACAAGCGGGGAGUCAUGGUGAAAGAGAUCCCACGUAUGGAGAAGUACAUUGAUGACACAGAUGUGUACAUCCUGGACCUUGGACUUCAUAUCUACCAAUAUAAUGGACAGGGCUCCAACAAAGACGAAAGAGUCAGGGCUCUGCAGUAUGUUAACUCACUAAGGGCUGAAAGAAGUGGAAAAGCUGUGAAAACGACAGUUCUGGACCAAGUAGCCGGUGGAACGGGCGUAUUUUUCCGACAUCUGGACCAAACCGAGGGUGAAGACUUUGAAUCUGAAGAAGACAUGGAAUCAACUGAUGUUUCUGAACAUGAACUCUACAGACUAUCAGAUGCUGAAGGCUCGUUGAAGUUUUCAUUGGAAAAAGAAGGUCCCGUUGGCCUGAAAGAUUUUGAUGGCAACGAUGUCUUUAUUUUUGACACAAAACAAGAACUCUUUGUAUGGGUUGGUAACCACACAACCCAUGAAGAGAGGAAGAACGCUUUGAUAUAUGCCCAUAAUUACUUGAAGGAGACCAGCCAUCCUUUGAUUCCCGUGAGUUGUCUGAAUGAGGGGGCCGAAAACAAAUCAUUCAGUAUGGCACUUACCGCCUAGGGCUUUGGAAACUUAACUCUUCAAUUGGGAUAAAACCCAAACAAAACAAUAUACGAACAAUACAAAUCAAUGAUAGUUGAAUAAAUCAAAAUCAUCAUUAACUUUUUUAUAUUAAUAGUUUGAUUUUGUUUGGUUAAGGGUUAUCUAAUUCUUGCAAUUUUUGUUCAUUAUGAACAUAAGUAUUUACUGUUUAUCUUUAACAUGCUGGACAAGGUGUUAUUAAUUGCAUUAUUAAUAGCUUGAUAAUAAGAUGUUAUCUCUUUGACUAAAUGAACAAUGUUUUUACACAUUUGAAUGUAUUUUUUUAUUGAAUUUCCUGCAUUGUGUACAUUAAAAUGACACUAGCACCAAUAUAAUAAGCAUGCAUGUUCCUGUGUAUCUUAUGAAAUUUGAAUUUUCCCUUCAUAGCAGUUUCAAUUUUUAUUUUAUUAUUUUUUUUUUGGGGGGGGGGGGUAUCUACCGGUAUUCAUAAAGUUUAUAGCAGAAUCAUGUGAAAAGACAUCUGCAUUUUAGACCAUUUAAAAAACAAUGACUGUGUACAAUUUGUUUUACCUUUUAAAAGAGGGAUAACUCAGAAUAUUUCCAAACAACGUAUACUUUUCAAGAUUAUAUUUCUUUAAAAAACGAAAACAUUUUACAUCUUCAUAACAUUUAUACAAUCUUGUUGCCUUUUUGCUCACAUUGAAGCGUUUAGAAAUCUUGCAAAAAAUUACUACGAUUCAGUUAUAGUUUCAUUAAUUUUAAACCCGCUCUCAGGGGGCCUACAUGUAGCUGUUAAUAAUAUACAGUCAUACAACUAUAUACAUUUAAUGUACAGUCGUGUUGAUUAUUGUUAUUACUCAUUCUUUAAUGCAUGUAUGCAUUUUAAUGCUUUGAUGUGCCGUCAUAAAAAUGUUUAUGUUCUCCAGUAUAUUUUACAAAUUACUGUAAUUAAUGCCAGCUUUUUUACAAACUAAGCAAUAUCUUAUUUCCAAACAAGAAAUGACUUCUGUUAUUCAUUAUGGUAAGUUCUAUGUUAAAAAAAGCUGUUUUGCUGAAAGGGAAUUCUUUGCUAUCAAAUCAACAAGAAAGGUGAAACUAGAGUAAUUAAUAUUGUAGGGUCAAACAAUCAUGGUAAACAGGGCUUUAGAGAGAUGUCAGCAAAGCUACUAAAAGCAGUAUGUUUUGGCAACUAGUAGUGAUAAUUUUCAAAGUAAUUCUUUAGAUGGUUACUAUGCUGUCUUGUAUCAAUUAAAUAAAAGAGCCAAAGAAAGUGACCAAGCUUCAAAGAAAAGUAGAAUAAUUAUUGUAUAAAUAUUCAAUUCGAUAGGUAAGCUAGAUACAGAGCAGCAGAUCAAAUGUUAUCAAAAAUUAAAAUAAACCAAAAGGUUUUAAUAAAUAAAAAGUGCC
Molecule: messenger RNA, 2994 nt
Organism: Magallana angulata
Lineage: Eukaryota; Metazoa; Mollusca; Bivalvia; Ostreida; Ostreidae
Product: gelsolin-like protein 2
Exons: 14
Coding region: 1-1605 (534 amino acids)
Molecular function (GO): actin filament binding
Source: RefSeq, a predicted model, not a curated record